CCGCCCGACAGCACCGCCGCCUGCCCCAGCCAUGGGUCGACAAAAGGAGCUGGUGUCCCGCUGCGGGGAGAUGCUCCACAUCCGCUACCAGCUGCUUCGCCAGGCGCUGGCUGAGUGCCUGGGGACCCUUAUCCUCGUGCUGUUUGGCUGUGGCUCUGUGGCCCAGGUCGUGCUCAGCCGGGGCACCCACGGUGGUUUCCUCACCAUCAACCUGGCCUUUGGCUUCGCCGUCACCCUAGGCAUCCUUAUCGCUGGCCAGGUCUCUGGGGCUCACCUGAACCCUGCCGUGACCUUUGCUAUGUGCUUCCUGGCACGUGAGCCCUGGAUCAAGCUGCCCAUCUACGCCAUGGCUCAGACUCUGGGAGCCUUCCUGGGUGCCGGGAUCGUUUUUGGGCUGUAUUAUGAUGCAAUCUGGGCCUUCGCCAACAACCAGCUUAUAGUUUCGGGCCCCAAUGGCACAGCUGGCAUCUUUGCCACCUACCCCUCUGGACAUUUGGACAUGGUCAAUGGCUUCUUCGACCAGUUCAUUGGCACAGCCUCCCUCAUCGUGUGUGUGCUGGCCAUUGUGGACCCCUACAAUAACCCUGUCCCGCGUGGCCUGGAGGCCUUCACUGUGGGCCUGGUGGUCCUGGUCAUCGGCACGUCCAUGGGCUUCAACUCUGGCUACGCCGUCAACCCCGCCCGGGACUUCGGCCCUCGCCUUUUCACAGCCAUUGCCGGCUGGGGCUCGGAAGUCUUCACGACCGGCCGCCACUGGUGGUGGGUGCCCAUCAUCUCCCCACUCCUGGGUUCCAUUGCGGGUGUCCUCGUGUAUCAGCUCAUGAUUGGCUGCCACCUGGAACCACCUCCACCCUCCACCGAUGAGGAGAAUGUGAAGCUGUCCCACGUGAAGCACAAGGGGCAGAUGUGAAUGGGCAGGGGCCUCCCCCCCACCCCCUCUCAUGAGCAUCCUUUGACUGUGCAGGGGCUGCUUCCUAGAAGCCCUCUUCACGACCCCCCUCCCAGGCUAAGAAGCUCCUUGUCUACCACCGCCCCUCUAGAAAGCCCCCUUCAGGAUUUUCCAUCCUGGAGGAAAUAGGACCCAAUAGGACCGCAGGCCACUGCCUGUAAGCUGGUGGCACAGGGAGUAGGGCCAAUCUAGUCCUUUGUCUCCCAAAGAGAGAGAAUGGGCAGCAGAUGUGUGCAUGUGUGUGUGUGGUUUUCCAGAUAUUCAGGGCAAAGGACCAAGUGGAAAGGAUUCUAUCUGUGGGCGUGUGGGGGGAGGCCCGGAGGGAGGGAGGGAUGGUGUUGUGUCUGUCUAUGAGUGAGGAAAGCCCCAGGGGUCUGCAUGUUUCAGGGGCUCCGUGUGGAGGAGGGUCCAGGUACAUGCGUUUCUUAGUAUGUGUGUGUCUGCUGUUUUUUCUACAUAGGGGGCUUCUAUAGGCUUUGGGGGAGGUAGGGUGGGAAUAUGAGUAGGGCUAGGAGGAGGGGACCACAGUCCAGAUGAGGAGCUCUGGCUAUUCAUACAUAAGUAAGAGCAGAGUGAUGUGUUUCUGUCACAAUGGAGGCAUGAGGUGGGUGGGGUGAAGUCCAGGUCAUAAGUUUCACAUUUGCUCUUUAAAAAAAGAAAGAAAAAAGUGUAUAUAUAUAUAUAUGU
This is a messenger RNA of Lipotes vexillifer (Yangtze River dolphin), 1636 nucleotides long. It is a transcript of the gene AQP3, whose product is annotated as aquaporin 3 (Gill blood group). The record is from RefSeq and is a predicted model, not a curated record. Gene Ontology annotation, molecular function: glycerol channel activity; water channel activity; urea transmembrane transporter activity. Bases 32 to 910 code for a protein of 292 amino acids. Gene Ontology annotation, cellular component: basolateral plasma membrane; plasma membrane. Gene Ontology annotation, biological process: water transport; glycerol transmembrane transport. The transcript has 6 exons. Lineage: Eukaryota; Metazoa; Chordata; Mammalia; Artiodactyla; Lipotidae.